AAGAAAAAAAAAAGUGGUACAAGUUUUAUGCAUCUUUUCUCUCUUGUUUAAAUGACAACAAUGGUUUCCUUAGAGCCAACAUUAUCCACGCAUACUUUAUUAAACAACGGACAACAUGAAUUAUCCGACUUACAAAGAUCCAUCAUCGAUUCAUUUGCACAAGUUUGUUCAGUUGAACAAAUGGAAAUUUGUCAACGAUUAGGCUUAUUAUCUAAAUCAGAGCAACAACAAACUUACAAGAUGGCUAAAUCAUUAAUCGAACACGGACAUAUGCCACAAGAUUGGAACGCCUUAACUGAAUGGGUCAUCAUGCUGAGAGAAAGAUACACUGCACAAUUAGAAUUACAAAAUAUCCGACAAAUCACCAACGAUGGAGAGCGCUUAAGCCAUCUUGACAAGGUUCAAUAUUUAAGCGGAUUAUUAGAGGAAUACGGUCAAGCCCAUGACGAUUUAACUGAUUUAUUACAAGCACUUAAAAAAUUACGUAACGAUUGGAAGCAUCGAAAGCGAGAUGUAGAAAAUAUCGUUCUCUCCAUUUUAUCGUCGUGUUCCAAGAAUACCGAAUACCGCGUCGUCAAGGUGAACCGAACUCAUUUAGCUACCUUGGGUCUUGGACUUGGUUCGAUUGGAAAAUACUACAUCAUUUACGAAAAUUCAAUGACGGACGAAUCCAAAAAAGAUAUAUUAAAUAAUCUGGCCAAGGAUUUUAGUAUGGUGUUUGGAGAAAAUGCCGCUCAAAAUUUAGCAAGAAUGGCUGGCAGUUAUCAACGCAUUUUCAAUCAAGAAGAACAUGUCGAUCUGACGGGUGAAAUUCAAAAAUUGUCUCAGCAAAUACAUACAAAUCGACCUCAUUCAGUGAUAUUACCUUAUCCUCCUAGUUUACCCAUGUCUUCUACCGUGCUGGACACCGAAGAAGGUCAUGCUGAAAGUAGUAGUCAUUCACCCACAAAUAAACGAGAAUCUACCUUUCUGGAAAGAAGAAAAUCCGUCAUUUUGUUGGACAAUGAGCAAGAUGAAUCCACUCUCUUUCAUAUGGCCAAGCCCUUAUUUGAACCUGCUGGCUGGGAUUGGGCAAACAUUCUCAAAUACAAGCGACCCAGAUCCAGAAGUAGCGGGUCCUACUACUGGUGCAGACAAAUGCUUUCUACACAUCCAUCCGGUAACAACGAAAAGGCAAGAGAGCAACAAUUUGAUGGUGUCUGGUCCACUUCGAUUUCAAGAUUGUCAGAGCAUUUUGCCAAGGUUGGACAAGAAUAUUACUCCAACAUGCUGAAUAAUGCUAGACUGAUGCAUUCUCACAGAGCACAAAUGUUUGAAUUCGCUACUCAUUCUUUAUUAAAAACUUAUCGUGCGUUACAAUUAGAACAAGGCUGUGCCAAUCUAAGUCGUACUUUAGCCUUCUUGUACAGACUCGAGCAAGAGUCACAAGGAAUUUAAUCAUCUCUUUCGUUUUUUUUUUAAUUUACUAUUUUCAUCCCUUAUAUAUUUCUCCCUCUACUGUAAAUAAUAAAUCCUAUAUUUUUUUUUUUUUUUUUCUGUUUAAAAACAUAUUUAUAAAAAGGGAGGCAUUUCAUUU
This is a messenger RNA of Mucor mucedo, 1576 nucleotides long. RefSeq lists its product as uncharacterized. The transcript has a single exon. The record is from RefSeq and is a predicted model, not a curated record. NCBI's taxonomy places the organism in Eukaryota, Fungi, Mucoromycota, Mucoromycetes, Mucorales, Mucoraceae. Bases 52 to 1437 code for a protein of 461 amino acids.